GGGAAGGUAAUUAUACAUUGCGUUCGCCAUGCAGAAGCCUACCAUAAUCUGAGAGAGAAUCCCGAUCGAAGGAUAAUAACUGACCCGAAGUUGACUCAGCUUGGAGUAAAGCAAGCUUUGAACCUCAAGGAAACCUUUAUUCCCUCCAAUAAUAUUACGCAUAUCUUGUGCUCGCCGCUCACAAGGACCCUCCAGACCGCCCAAAUAGCUUUCGAAGAUCUCAUCUCUCAAGGACUGAAAGUCGUGGCUUAUCCGGAUCUGCGAGAGCAUGGAAGCGGACCUACAAGUACUGGCACUAGUCUUCAAGAACUCCAGCAUUUACUUCAUAACGCAAAUCAAAUUACGGAUCUGAGUUUGGUGUCAGAAGGGUGGGAGAUG
This is a messenger RNA of Hyaloscypha bicolor E, 378 nucleotides long. RefSeq lists its product as uncharacterized. Gene Ontology annotation, cellular component: cytoplasm. NCBI's taxonomy places the organism in Eukaryota, Fungi, Ascomycota, Leotiomycetes, Helotiales, Hyaloscyphaceae. The annotation marks the transcript as partial. Gene Ontology annotation, molecular function: phosphatase activity. The transcript has 2 exons. The record is from RefSeq and is a predicted model, not a curated record.